AUGAUAGCCUUAGGCGUCGUCUUCGUUAUUCUCCCUACAGUAUUCGUCGGUCUGCGCCUUUGGGCACGUUUUAUGCGUCGUGCUGGACUCGGGGCCGAUGACUAUACCAUCUUAGUUGGAUGGGCGUUUACUCUCGCCGUCUGCACGGUGCAUCUGAUCGCAGCUAUCCAUGGCGAACUGGGACAGCAUCAAGCAAUUUAUCCCAAUGGGGAACCAAUCUUGGAUGAUCCGCGAUUCAUCAUCUAUGAAAAGUGUAAAUUCUCCUUACAUAUGUUAUCAGUACUUGGCUUGGGAUUUACGAAGGUUUCCGUGAUUCUGCUUUACCGGCGCAUCUUUCGAAUGCCGACUUUCCAGCGCGUGUGUCUCGGCUACAUUAUCGUGGUCAUCGCGUGGACUAUUGCAUUCUUCUUCGCCUGCCUUUUCCAGUGCAACCCGGUCACUCCGUUUGUCGAGGGGUUUUACGGAAACAAAUGCACUAAUGUCUUGGUUCUCUACAAUGCGGUUGGGGGAACAGACGUCGCUCUCGACGUCUUGAUUAUCAUUCUCCCCAUCCAGCCUGUCUUGUCUAUCAAGAUGAGCCUCCGGCAACGGCUGGCUGUGCUGGGAAUGUUCCUCUUGGGUUUAGUAGCGGUCGCAUCUAGUAUCGCUCGGCUGGUUUCCUUCGUGCAGUGCGACACGGUUUUGAUCGAGCACUAUAAUGACGAGACAUACUACACUUCAGGCGUGUUUGUCUGGUCGGUGGUCGAGCUGGUCAUGGCUGUUAUUAGCGCUUGUCUACCGACAUUGCGCCCAUUGUUCAUGCGCGGCAAGAAGGACAGUCCUGCAGACUACCCAGAAUACGCCGGUCAAUACGGGUCCAGUUAUGGGUCCAGUAAAUCCGGUCGCCGGUCGGGGUACAUGCGUAGUGUGGAUACGCGCCAUGACGAUUUCGAGAUGCCCGCCAUGGCUUCGCAGGAUGCGCCGGGCGUGCAGAUUCAAAUCCAGCGGUCUUCAUCGUUUGAUGACAGAGAGGAGCCGACUGAAGGCGUGAUCUAUGUGCAACAUAGUACAACAUGGUCGGAUCAAGAUUUCCUGACGCAUCCCAAGCAGCCUGCUUAG
Messenger RNA from Penicillium longicatenatum, 1098 nucleotides. RefSeq lists its product as uncharacterized. The record is from RefSeq and is a predicted model, not a curated record. Lineage: Eukaryota; Fungi; Ascomycota; Eurotiomycetes; Eurotiales; Aspergillaceae. The transcript is spliced from 3 exons. Bases 1 to 1098 code for a protein of 365 amino acids.